AUGUCGUUACGUGUGAGUCCCAUCCACAAUGGCCAGGUUUGCAGUACAUGGGGCAACUACCACUUCAAGACCUUUGAUGGGGAUGUCUUCCAGCUGCACUCCACCUGCAACUACGUCUUGGCGUCUUCAUGCAGGAGCAGCUACAAGGACUUCAACAUCCAGAUACGAAGAGAAGAGGUUGGCGGCCAUCCCACCAUCAAAAACAUCAUCAUGAAGCUGGAGGGUUCUGUGGUGGAGCUUUCCAAGGGUUCAGUGAUCUUUGAUGGCAAAGUAGCCGUUCUACCGCUCAGUCAAGCAGGAGUGUUCAUCGAGAAAACUCCCACCUACAUCAAAAUCAAAGCAAACCUGGGACUGGUUGCUAUCUGGAAUGAGGAGGACUCUUUUCUGGUGGAGCUAGACCUGAAGUACAAGAACCAAACCUGUGGUCUUUGCGGAGACUUUAAUGGGGUCCAGACCUACAACGAGUUCUACAGUCACGGAGUGAAAAUCUCCCCGGUGGAUUUUGCCAGCUUCUGGAAACUGGAUGGGCCUACUGAGAGCUGCUCUGACUACACACUGGAAUCAACAAUUCAACAAAACUGCAAUGACAUGAAACCUCUGUGCGAGCAGAUCCUCACAGGGCCGGCCUUCAGCAGCUGCCACAAUCUGCUGGACACCGCCGCCUUCACUGCCGCCUGUGUUGCAGACCUCUGCCAGUGUGGUAACGGAGCGAACGUAGAUGCAGACCCCUUCUGUCUGUGCAACACUGUGUCUGAGUUCUCCAGACAGUGUGUCCAUGCAGGUGGGAAGCCCUACAACUGGAGAACCAAAGCGCUCUGCUGGAAGUCGUGUCCUCUGAAAAUGGAGUAUAAAGAGUGUGGAAGUCCCUGCGCCGACACCUGCUCCAACCCCGAGGCCAGCCACACCUGUGACAACCACUGUAUCGAUGGAUGCUUCUGCCCUGCAGGCACGGUCCUGGAUGAUUUAAGUGGAAAGGGUUGUGUUCCACUGAGCGAGUGCUCCUGCAGUUACAACGGCAAGGUCUAUGGACACGGAGAGUCCUACUCCAGUAACUGCAAAAAAUGUGUGUGUGAGAGCGCUCAGUGGAAAUGUACAGAGGAGAACUGUCCAGGAACCUGCUCUGUGGAGGGAGGAGCUCACGUCAACACCUUUGAUGGAAAGGUCUACACCUUUCACGGGGACUGCUCCUACAUCCUGACUAAGGACUGCAGUGGAACCCAGUUUGUGGUUCAGGGUGAGCUGAUGCAGUGUGGACUGACCGAGAGUGAAACCUGCCUCAAGUCUGUUACCUUAGGUCUGUCGGGAGGGGCUAAUGUGAUCACCAUCCAGCCCAGUGGCAAGGUUUUCGUGAAUGGCAUCUAUGCCCAGUUACCCUUUUCUGCUGCUGGGAUCUCCGCCUUCAGAGCAUCCUCUUUCUACCUGCUGGUCCAGACAUCUGUUGGAGUUCUGUUGGAGGUGCAGCUCAAGCCAGUCAUGCAGCUCCACAUCACAGUAACCAGUGAACACCAAGACAAGACCUGUGGUCUGUGCGGGAACUUCAACAGAAACCAGGCUGAUGACUUCCUUAAGCUCAGCGGUGUUCCAGAUGCUACAGCAGCUGGUUUUGUCAACAGCUGGAAGACUCAUGCUGCUUGCUCAGAUGUUAAGAGCAACUUUGAGAACCCCUGUGCCCUCAGUCUGGAUAAUGAGAAGUACGCCGUGCACUGGUGCUCCAUGCUCAGUGAUCCUCAGGGAGUGUUUGCCCCCUGUCACUCAGAAAUCAGCCCCGACUCUUACAAAGAGAACUGCAUGUAUGACAGCUGUAACUGUGAGAAAAGUGAGGACUGCAUGUGUGCUGCAGUCUCCUCUUAUGUCCAUGCCUGUGCAGCUGCAGGAGUCCAGAUCAGCGGCUGGAGGAAGACCAUCUGUGGGAAAUAUGCCGACUCCUGUCCGAGAAACAUGGUAUACUCCGAUAACAUCACAUCCGGCAGUCGCACCUGCCGCUGCCUCGGCUCCACAGACCUCAGCUGUCACUUCUCCUUCCCGACCAUCGACGGCUGCGUCUGUGCCGACGGAACCUACCUGGACGACUCUGGGAACUGUGUCCCAUCUAAGGCUUGUCCCUGUUAUGACAAAGGCUCUACAGUGCCUCCUGGACAGGUCGUCAACAAGGACGGGGUCAUGUGCACCUGUAAGGAGGGCAAACUCAGCUGCAUUGGAGAGUUUAGUGUACAGCCAGAGGCCUGCCCUGCUCCCAUGGUGUUCUUCAACUGCUCUGCAAACGGUCCAGCUGCAAAAGGAACUGAGUGUGAGAAGAGCUGCAACACUUUAGACAUGGCCUGUGUGACCACUGGGUGUAUCUCUGGCUGUAUGUGCCCAUCUGGGAUGGUAUCUGAUGGUAAAGGAAGCUGCAUUAAGCCAGAGGCCUGUCCCUGCGUUCACAAUGGCAUCUCCUACCAGCCUGGAGAGACCACCAGGGUGGACUGCAACACCUGCACUUGUAAAGAUCGAAAAUGGAGCUGUACCACCAAUCAGUGUGAUGGAACCUGCUCUGUCUAUGGUGAUGGGCACUACAUGACUUUUGAUCAGAAGCGCUUCACCUUUGAUGGCAACUGUGAAUAUAUUCUCACUCAGGACUACUGUGGCCAUGCUCAGAGUAAUGGGACCUUCAGAGUGAUCACUGAGAAUGUUCCAUGUGGAACCACAGGAACCACCUGCUCCAAGACUAUCAAGAUCUUUCUGGAGAGUGCAGAGCUGAUUCUAACAGAUGGAAACUACCAGCUGCUUUCAAGUGGAAAUGAAGAAACAGUCCCAUUCCGUUACAGCAGUAUGGGCAACUACCUGGUAGUUGAAGCCAACAAUGGGCUCAUUCUCCUAUGGGACAGGAAGACUACCUUGUUCAUUGAGCUCAGCCCAAAAUAUAAGGGCCGUGUGUGUGGGCUGUGUGGCAACUAUGACAACAAUGCAAAUAAUGACUUCACUACAAGGUGCCAUGCUUUGGUGGUCAGCCCACUGGUGUUUGGCAACAGCUGGAAGGAUUUACCAAGCUGCCCUGAUGCUAAGAGCAUCACCAGCCCCUGCACAGACAACCCACACAGACAGUCGUGGUCCCAGAAACAGUGCAGCAUCAUACAGAGUGAUGUCUUCGCUGCCUGCCACUCCACCGUGGAUCCCACUCCAUACUAUGAAGCAUGUGUGUUUGAUUCAUGUGCCUGUGACACUGGUGGAGACUGCGAGUGUUUCUGCACUGCUGUGGCUGCUUACGCUGAAUCCUGUAAUCAAGCUGGUGUCUGCAUACGAUGGAGAACCCCUAAAAUCUGCCCUCUCUUCUGUGAUUACUACAAUCCCCCUGGUGAAUGUGAAUGGCAUUACAUGCCAUGCGGAUCUCCUUGUAUGAAAACCUGCAGGAACCCCACAGGGAAAUGCGCUAUGCAGAUACCUCCUUUAGAAGGUUGCUAUCCAAAAUGUCCUCCUGCUCAGCCAUACUUCAAUGAGGAUACAAUGACGUGUGUUUUGAAAGAACAGUGUGGCUGCUAUGAUAAAGAGGGGAGACACUAUGAUAAUGGUGAAAAAGUGCCAACAACUGAAAACUGUCUUACAUGUACAUGCGAUUCAAUGACCAUCACGUGUCAUUAUGAUGCCCAAGGGUCCAUGAUCUACAAUGUGACAGAUAAUGAUGGCCACUGUUUCAUAGGGUAUUGUAGUGAGGACUGUCAGGACGGUGAAAGUUGGAAGGAAAGUAACUGUCGUACAGGAACAUGUGAAAAUGGCAAAGUGACCUAUAACGUCACACAAUGUCCAACUGCAAAGCCUGUAGUAUGUGCAAAUAACUUCCCUGCCAUUGAAGUCAAGGAUGGUGAUGAAUGCUGCUCCCACUAUGAAUGCCAGUGUAUCUGCUACGGUUGGGGAGACCCCCAUUAUGUCACCUUUGAUGGAACCUACUAUGGAUUUCAAGGCAAUUGUUCCUACUGGCUGGUCAAAGAGAUCUUGCCCAGAUACAACUUCAGCGUUAUGAUUGAUAACUACUACUGUGGUGCAGCUGAUGGCUUGUCCUGUCCUCAGUCCAUCACUGUCUUCUACAAAGGCUACAAGAUCUUUAUUACACAGAAAGAUAUUAAUGGUAUUUUCACAAACCAGAUUUCUGUGAAUGACAAGCCUGUAAGUCCUGCAUACCAGAAUAGUGACUUCCGUAUAACCACCACCGGCAUUGACACAGUGCUCGUCAUCCCUCAAAUCAAUGCGAAGAUCACCUUCUCAGGGCUCAUAUUCAGCAUCUACCUACCCUAUAGUAAAUUUCACGGCAACACAGAGGGACAGUGUGGCACAUGUGACAACAACCGGACAGAUGACUGCAUGUUGCCCAAUGGCAAAAUUGAUCCUUCAUGUCCUCAUAUGGCACACGAGUGGCAUACUAACAACAGUCACUGUGAACCUCCAGUUCAUCCUACACCAAUACCUAAACCUGGUCCCUGCAAUACAAACAUCUGUGAGGUCAUCAAGAGCAGUGUGUUUGAAGCUUGCCACAAGAUCAUUGACUACACUCCAUUUGUUGAGGCCUGUGAGUUUGACGUGUGUCACAUGCACCUUGAUCACAUUGGCUGCACUAGCAUACAGACCUAUGCUGAUGCCUGUGCUGAGGCUGGAUUAUGUGUUGACUGGAGGAGUGCCACCAAAGGACUCUGCGCAUAUAAAUGUCCAAGUCCCAAAGUGUACAAGGCCUGUGGCCCUCUGGUGGAGCCUACCUGUGAAUCCUGGUACAACCAGAAAUUCAUUUAUGCUGUCAAUGAGUUCAGCGACAUGACAAAUAUCAAGCUGGAGGGUUGUUACUGUCCACCUGGCACUUUCCUCCUCUCUUCAAGCUCAAAUGAAUGUGUGCCCUCCUGUGAACUUUGUCGGCUGCCAAAUGGAAAAUGGACAAAGGCCAAUUCAACAUGGACAGAAGGCUGUAAGGAGUGUAUCUGCGAGGAGGACACACUGCAGGUCACCUGCCGUGACAUGUCCUGUCCAGCACAGCCACCUCUGAGCUGUGACCAAGAAGGUCAAGUCAAGGUCACUGACACUAGUGGCUGCUGUCAAAAGGAGAAGUGUGAGUGUGAUGUGAAGCACUGCCCCAGUACUGUGCCGUCUUGUCCUGCUGGUUAUACUCUAAAGACCACAAUGGGAGUCUGCUGUCACAACUACACCUGCGUGGUUAAGGAUGUGUGCGUUCUCAAUAACCAUGAAUAUCAGGUCGGAGACCUGGUGCCCAUGAAGCCAUGUGACAAGUGCAUUUGUAGUGAUGAGACAGAUCCCAGCAGCCACCUGCACACAGUACAAUGUCAGCCCAUACCAUGUGACACACACUGCCCUCUGGGCUCUGAAUACCAGAUCAUCCCUGGCCAGUGCUGUGGAAAGUGUGUCACACCUGGCACCAUUUGGACUCCCCCUGACACUCCCUGUGUGAAGUUCGAGUGUGUGAAGAUCGCUAAUCAGUUCGUCACCAUUGAGGCCAAGACCAUCUGUCCUCCCUACGACCCUAAUGAAUGCAUACCGGGAACAGAGACCAUAGCUCCAGACGGAUGCUGUCAUGUCUGUAUUCCAAAGGGUCAUCCAUGCGGCGUGUCUACGACUACUGUGCGCUUGGAGAACCAGGGAUGCCAAUCCAAAGACCUGGUGAACGUGACAUCUUGUAAUGGAGCAUGUGGCACCUUCACCUUCUACUCCAACAAAAUGAGAUCCUUGCAGCACACCUGCUCCUGCUGCCAGGAGCUGGCCACAUCCGAGAGGCAGGUCCAACUCAUCUGCCCCGACAGUACCGAAAUCACCUACUCCUACAUCCACAUUGAUUCCUGCGGGUGCCUCAAGACAGAGUGCACUGUGGUUGGCCGCGGUGAAAUGGCAACCCCUUCGUCCAGAAUCAAGUCACGUAGACGCAGGAGAUAA
Molecule: messenger RNA, 5901 nt
Organism: Toxotes jaculatrix (banded archerfish)
Lineage: Eukaryota; Metazoa; Chordata; Actinopteri; Toxotidae
Product: mucin-5AC-like
Exons: 45
Coding region: 1-5901 (1966 amino acids)
Cellular component (GO): extracellular matrix
Molecular function (GO): protein binding
Source: RefSeq, a predicted model, not a curated record